Messenger RNA from Euleptes europaea (tarantolino), 1203 nucleotides. It is a transcript of the gene TCEANC, whose product is annotated as transcription elongation factor A N-terminal and central domain containing. The coding region runs from base 48 to 1103 and encodes 351 amino acids. Gene Ontology annotation, biological process: DNA-templated transcription. The transcript has a single exon. NCBI's taxonomy places the organism in Eukaryota, Metazoa, Chordata, Lepidosauria, Squamata, Sphaerodactylidae. Gene Ontology annotation, cellular component: nucleus. The record is from RefSeq and is a predicted model, not a curated record.
UAUAAUGACGGUAGAAAAAAUAUGCUACUUUCAUUUCAGGAUUUGAAAUGUCUAACAAGGCAGUUAUUGUGACUACAGCUGAUUGUAUAGAGAAACUGCUAUCUGAAAAAAAUUACCAAAAUAUUAGCAGUCAUCUUGCGUACCUUGAAACCGUUGACAUGACUACAGACUGCCUUCAGGAGACUGACAUCGCCAAAGCUGUGUACAGAAUCCUGAAGAACUGCCCCUCUGUGGUAUUGAAAAAUAAGGCAAAGCAUUUACUUUCAAAGUGGAAAACGCUUUACAAGAAUCAUCAUCAUCAGUCAGAACAAGUUAAGCCAGUGUUGUCUGAUCAUGGAAAAGGGAGUUCUGAUCACUUUCACGUGAUUCUGGAAGAUGCAAAUUCUUCUGAAAAACUAACUCAAAAUGAAAUAUUAGACACCACCAGUUCCAACAGUUGCUUGCCAUCAGAAAGCCACUCAAAAUGUACGGAAAUUACUGUGCAAAAGGACCAUGUGAUCCCACUUCUGGAACACUCUACGCCUGUUAAUGAAACAAGCUCUCAUCAAGAUCACAUAACAGCUAUGAGAUAUAAAUGCACAAAACUUCUUUAUGAAGCUUUGAUUGACUCUUCAACAAGUAAUGAAGAUACUGAACGGCAUCAUAACAUAGCUAAAAACAUCGAACAACAUAUUUUUGAACUCUAUGCUAAAAAUGAUAAAAAAUACAAAAACUGCAUCCGAAGCAAAGUUUCCAACUUAAAGAAUCCUAAAAAUUCUCACUUAAAACGCAGCCUGUUUGUAGGGACUUUGAAUCCAAAGGCAUUUGCUAAUAUGUCUGUGAUGGAAAUGGCACAUGAUGAACUGAAACAGCUCAGAGCUUCAUACACAGAAUCAUCAGUUCGUGAACAUCAGCUCCCCCAAAUUAAUAAUGGUACUCGUACAAACAAAAUAAAAUGUAGACGAUGUGAAAAAUUUGAUUGCAUUGUUACUGUGAUUGCCAGGGGAGCGCUUUUCCUUCCUAGUUGGGUGCGAAAUACAAAUGCAGAUGAGCAAAUGAUGACUUAUGUAAUUUGUAAUGGGUGUGGAGAGCAGUGGUACCACAGCGGAUGGAUUUGUUUGUGAUUGUGCAUCUUUUAAUGCUUAUAUCUUCAGAGGUGAUAAAUACACUAAGUUAUCAAAAUAAAAUACCUAAAAUGGAAACAUUUAAAAUGUUUGCAGUGAA